Messenger RNA from Phodopus roborovskii (desert hamster), 671 nucleotides. It is a transcript of the gene Epcip, whose product is annotated as chromosome unknown C21orf62 homolog. The record is from RefSeq and is a predicted model, not a curated record. Bases 19 to 660 code for a protein of 213 amino acids. The transcript has a single exon. Lineage: Eukaryota; Metazoa; Chordata; Mammalia; Rodentia; Cricetidae.
AGUCCAUGCUGGACAAGAAUGACACCACCUUCCAGCCUCUGCCUGCUUCUGCUCGGAGCCGUAGGCAUCUUUGCACCGGGCCACUUCACGAAAGGUCAGAAGAACAGCACCCUGAUUUUCACAAAGGGAAAUGCCAUUUGGAACUGCAGCUGCCCUGUAGACAUCAGGGACUGUGACUACAGUUUGGCCAACUUGGUGUGCAGCUGUAAAUCUGUUCUGCCUUUUGCCACGGAGCAGACCAGCUACCACGACGACCUGACCAUCUGGUUCACAGAUGCAGCCACACUGGGCCGGCUGCUGGAAUUCACUCUGGUCCAAGACUUGAAGCUCUCCCUGUGCGGUUCCAACACUCUCCCCACCAAGUACCUGGCUCUCUGUGGGCUGAAAAGGCUUCGCAUCAACGCUGAGGCCAAGCAUCCCUCCCGGGAGCAGAGCUUGCUCAUCCACAGCAGAAGGCAAGGCAGUUCCUCGUACAAAGGCUGCCAAGCAUGUGUGUUCAUCUCAGUCUUAGAUAUGGCUCUUUUCAACAGGGACUCGUCUUUAAAGUCAUACAGUAUUGACAACAUUUCUAGCCUCGCCGGUGACUUCCCUGGUUUUCCCUACUUUAAAACUUCCCCAAUGCCAAACAACAAAAGCUAUGUUGUCACCAUCAUUUACUAGCUUCCCGUGUC